Molecule: messenger RNA, 4066 nt
Organism: Trichoplusia ni (cabbage looper)
Lineage: Eukaryota; Metazoa; Arthropoda; Insecta; Lepidoptera; Noctuidae
Gene: Girdin
Product: protein Daple
Biological process (GO): cytoplasmic microtubule organization; cytoskeleton-dependent intracellular transport
Cellular component (GO): cytoplasm; centrosome
Molecular function (GO): dynein light intermediate chain binding; microtubule binding
Source: RefSeq, a predicted model, not a curated record
GUACCUAGCAACGGAUGUCAUUUUCCCAACAAAUGUCAACUUUGUCUUGAACAAUUAUUGUGGUACAAAGUAGUACAGAUUUCUUUCACAUUUGCUGCAGAUGUUAAGUGAAAUUUCUGCUCGUUUUAUUACAGAGCAUUGCUUCGAUGCAAUGCGUGCCGGGCAAUCUCAGAGGACUAGGUUCCGAUCAUCCUAACGCAUGGCAAGGAUGGCCGCGUCUGGUACCGAAAUCGACGACUUCUUGAACGGGCCUCUGGUUUCGUGGCUAAAAUCAUGUCUUCCAAAUCCAGAACUCAUAUCAGAAUAUUCAUCUCUCUUCAAUGGAGAUAUCCUGCAUCAGAUUUACCUGCAGAUAGAUCCGGAACCAUCAUGCCACAUAACAAAGCUAGCAGGUUUAGAAGACCAGGCCUUAAUACUGGGUAGAGUGAAGAACUUUGAUGCCAUCAUCAAAAAUGUGAAGAGUUUAUAUGAAGAGGAGUUAGGUAUGACUCUGUUAGUGGUUCCGGAGUGUAUCUGCUUGGGGAAGUCUCCAGAGUCUAGGGAAGGGUUGGAAACCAUGAAGCUCUUGAUAUUGCUGCUUCUUGGUGCGGCCGUCCAGUGCCCUAAUAAGGAGCUGUUCAUAACAAGGAUUAAGGAACUAAAUGUUGAUCUACAGCAUAAUAUUGUGGAAUGUAUAAAACAGGUAACAGACAUGCAGACCGUUGUUCUUACUCCAGACGCUAUUGAUCUCUUCCAAUCACCAACAAUGUUCAACCACAUGCGACGACUUGCUAAAGAACGCGAUCAUUAUCUACAAAACUGGUCUUCCUUAGUUCUACACGAAGGUUUAUGCGAGAACGAUAACGAAAACAAAAAUGGGAAGAAUCGAUCUACACAGAAUGUUAAUCAAAAUAACGGUGACAGUCAACACCUUGCUGUGGAACUUGCUGAUUGGAAGGCAAGACUCAGGAAGCAGAGGCAAGAGCUGGAAGAAAAAUCCGAACAACUUUCCGAAUGCCGCGAAGAACUAGAGCACACUAAACUUGUCCUGGCUAAGUUACGUUCUGAAAGCCAGGAGUGGUUCAAUGAAGCUAGAAAAUCAGCAGGCUACAGAGACGAGGUUGAUGCUCUUAGGGAAAAAGCGGAACGCUGCGACAGAUUGGAACAGGAAAUCCAGCGCUAUCGAGACCGUCUUGCAGAUGCGGAGUAUUACAAGACUCGAGUAGCUGAAUUGCGCGAAGAUAACAAAGCUUUAAUGGAAACUAGAGACGCCUUAGAAGAACAAUUACAAAGGGCUAGGAAACGCGCUGAACAAUGUCUUACUUUAGAAGCUGCUAUGAUCAAACUGAAGAGGGAGGCAAAUGAUAUUGCCUUAGAACGAGAUGCUGACCAACAGAAAAUCCAAGAGUUAAUAGAAGAAAAUAACCAUCUCCAAUACAUCACGAAGUCAGUUUUGAGUGAAAGCAAUAAUAGUAAUUUAGAUACCGACAACGAAGGCGAAAGCACACUGGAAUCGGGUGAAAAUAGCUUAUCGGAACAAUUAACUAGUAACGCUCAAGCUAGAGCUUUAAAACUCGAAUUAGAAAAUAAGAGACUGUUAUCAACUAUAGAUAGCCUACGAGAACAAACUUUAUUGGAAAGUAGUGACAAGGUACUUGAGUUAGAAAAAGAAAAGAAACGAUUGACUUUGAAAUGUGAACAACUGCAGGAGAAUUCAAACAGACUUAUGACACAAAACUCUGAGUUGGAAGAAGUUUUCAGAAAUGCUUUGGAGGAAAAUAGAAAGUUACAAGAUUCCCUUGACAGUCAAAAGACGUACAUCGAUCGGCAAUCCAUUGAUAGAGACUCAGAGAAAAACAAACUACAAGACUUCGAAAAGCAUUUAGAAUCUUUGACCAAGGACAAGCAGAGGAUCCAAAUGCUCUGUGACUCUAUUCAAAGAAGAGCUGAUGAUUUAGAAAAAUCAUUAGAUGCGAGAACUAAAGAGCUUAAUAUCGUAAAGCCAGAAGCUGAUAAAGUCACUGGACUUAUAAUUCUGACAGAGGAAUUAAAAACAAAACUAACAUACAGUGAAAGAGAUACUCAUAAUUUGCAAAGAGAAGUUAACAAAUUAAGAGAAGCAGUGGAAGAAAAAGAUGUUUUAUUGGAUAAACUUACUACAGAAAUUGAACUUAAGAAAAAGGAACUUGAAAGGCUAUCCAGAGAACUAGAAAUAAGCCACACUAUUACAAGCAAAUUCCAAGACCUAGAACAAAAAACUCAAGAACUGAAGUCUCAAAAGAAAGUCGACUCAGAAACUAUCCAAACUCUACAAAAAGAUUUGAUUUCAGAAAAGGUUAACUUUGAUAAGUUACGAAACUGUAUGGAUAAACUUGGGGUAAAUGCAACUGACAUACUUAAUAGAGAUGUCAAUAUAGAAGACUUGUUAGAGAAAAUUAUUACCAAUGUUGAUCAUGAAGGAUUGAUAUCUGAAAUUGCUGCCAAAGCCAACCUAAUGAAAUUGGUUCCAUGUGAUUGCACUCAUGACAAUGAAAACCCGAAUAGUAUUGAUAGUAUAAUAAACCCUCAAAUUGAGCAGCUCACAUCAGAUCUCGCGACACUGCAAGCUUCUUUAGAAAAUAGCCAGGCUGAAAAUGCCAAAUUACAAGUGAACAUUGCGACAUUGAAUUCACAAAAUGGCUCAUUAAUUUCUCAGCAAAUGACUUUACAAUUAGCAAAUAGUCAACUUGCUGCUGAAAAGGAAGAAAUCAUUAAACAACUCGAAGUUCUGAAAGACAAACAGGAUAAUUUAUUGAGAGAUCAGGUUGCCCUUCAAACUCUUCAUGAACAACUUAACACUGAAUAUGAAACACUUCUUAGUGAGAGAGAGCCUAUUAAAGUAACUGUUAGAGAUUUGAAACUAGAAAACCGUGAACUUAAAGAAAAGUUGACACAUCUCGAGAAAAAAGCAGCAGACUUUGAAAUAGAAAGAGAAAAUUUGAAGAUUGAAUCUAGGAACCUGGCGAAUCUUAGAGCAGAGCAUUCAAAGUUAAAAGAUGAUUUCAGAAAUCUCUUUACUGCCAGUGAUAGGCUGAAAAAUGAAUACAGAAAUAUGCAGGAAGAAUAUAGAAAUAUAAGAAGUGAAUUAACACAACUUAAAUUACGUAAUACUGAAAUUUCUGGUGAAGUUAACACUAAAGUCGAAAUAAUUACAAGCCUAGAACUAGAAAUCAAUAAGACCAACCAACAUUGUGAAAUGUUGAUUCAAAUGAACAAGAGUCUGGAUGCCGACAGGCGGUCUUUGAUGGAUCAUGUAUCGCAGCUUCUGACCCAAUAUCAUGAGCUACUUGCCCAUUCACUAAAAGACAAACAACAUUACCAUGAGGAAGAGAAAAUGUUUGCCGAUAAAGUGAACGCUUUGUGCCGUCAGAAGGAAAAGCUUGAGGAAAAAAUCAUGGAACAUUACAAGAAGCUUGACAAUUGCACCACAAAAAGACGUGGCUUUGGCGCGUCGUUUGUGAAGAGAGUUCGUAAAGCCGGUACCGAUUUGAUCAACAAGGUUCCAACUAGAAACAACAAAAGAAUUGAAGAUGCAAGCCGAUCAAAGUCUCAGCUUACCCUAGCAGGUUCUGAAUCAGGAGAAUCCGACCCAGGUAGUCAAGAAAUUGAGAAAUUAUCUAAGAACUCUGACCAAGAUCAAGGUUCUUCAAAUCCCAGUGCUGAAUCGCCAAGACAUAGUAUUGACUCAAGUUUUGUUCGAAGAUUUGAUGAUAAACUGCUCAAGAAAUCUGAUAACGUCGACAUGAGUGGUUCCAUCCCAAGCUUAGAUUCAACUAGGCUGAACAGUGAAAGUAAUUUCGUACGGAGGCUCUCUGGAACAUCGAUUCACAGCGGCGGCGGUGAUGAUGCUUUAAUACGAGCGUCCUUGAGAAGGCGUCCACAUAAGACGGUACCCCCGACACACAGAAACAGUUUCCAAGGUUUAGAAGGUGACACAGGGCUACCUGCCGCUUCGACACCCACACCGUUCGGCACAGCUGGCACUCGACGAACAGUUUACGUAGCUGAUGACGAUCCCAGUGCCAACCUCAACACAAAACCACAGAGC